CUCUGUCCAUUUCCGAGGGAUCAUUGUUGUGGCUUUUCCUGCAGACGUGACUUUGGGUGACUGUGUGCCACACACCACGCACGGCCUGGGCCAGGGCAGCAGGUGCAGCCUGUGUCACUUGCCGUUCGGCGGUGGGCUUCCCGCUGCCUGUGUGCGUGCACGUUUGGAUUUUAGGUUCGGGGGUGACAUUGUGGUUUGGUCCCCCGUGACCGCCCGCCCGCCCGGUGUUGUCAGCGUAGCUCGGAAGCGGGCGAGCGCGCCCGGGAACCCUGGAACCCGCCUUCCCUCCCGCCGUCUCCCCGUCCCCUCCUUCCGUUUUCACCUCGCAGGAGGGCGCCCGCACAGUUUUACAAAGCUCCAGGUCCUCAACGUUGCUGUUCUUGCAGGCCCGACCAGGCAGGAAGCUGGAGCGAAGAUGCCCUCCCAGUCUUUCUGCUUGGCGGCCCAGGCGCGGCUGGAUUCCAAAUGGUUGAAAACAGAUAUCCAGCUUGCGUUCACGAGAGAUGGGCUCUGUGGUCUGUGGAAUGAAAUGGUUAAAGAUGGAGAAAUCGUAUACACGGGAACAGAAUCAACCCAGAAUGGAGAGCUCCCUGCCAGGAAAGAUGAUGGCAUUGAUACCCAGAGUGGCACCAAGAAAGAAGACCUGAAUGACAGAGAGAAAAAGGAUGAGGAGGAGGCGCCUGCCCCCUCCUGCAGAGCCAAAGCCAUCCUGGAGAGCUGGGUGUGGGGCAAGCAGCCAGACGUGCGCGAGCUGAAGGAGUGUCUGUCUGUGCUGGUGAGGGAGCAGCAGGCGCUGGCCGUGCAGUCGGCCACCAGCACGCUGUCGGCCCUGCGGCUCAAGCAGAGGCUGGUGAUCCUGGAGCGCUACUUCGUCGCCCUGAGCAGAGCCGUCUUCCAGGACAGCGUCAAAGCCAAGUGGGAGAGGGGCAGCGCUCCUCUGCCUCCUGUGGACAAGAAGAGUGCCCGGCCCGUGGGCAAAGGCGUGGAAGGACUGGCCAGAGUGGGGUCCCGGGCAGCGCUCUCUUUCGCCUUCGCGUUCCUGCGCAGGGCCUGGCGCUCAGGUGAGGAUGCCGACCUGUGCAGCGAGCUGCUGCAGGAGUCCCUGGAUGCCCUGCGUGCCCUCCCCGAGGCCUCGCUCUUCGACGAGGGCACUGUGUCCUCCGUGUGGCUGGAGGUGGUGGAGAGAGCCACCAGGUUCCUCAGGUCUGUCGUGACGGGGGAUGUGCACGGGACGCCGGGCACCAAGGGGCCAGGCAGCAUCCCCCUGCAGGACCAGCACCUGGCCCUGGCCAUCCUGCUGGAGCUCGCUGUGCAGAGAGGCACACUGAGCCAGAUGUUAUCUGCCAUCCUGCUGUUGCUCCAGCUGUGGGACAGCGGGGCACAGGAGACGGACAACGAGCGGUCCGCCCAGGGCACCAGCGCUCCCCUCCUGCCCUUGCUGCAGAGGUUCCAGAGCAUCUCGUGCAGCAAGGACUCAGCCCACGCAGAGGGCGACAUGCACCUUUUAUCUGGCCCGCUGAGCCCCAACGAGACUUUCCUCAGGUACCUGACGCUCCCCCAAGACAGUGAGCUCGCCAUCGACCUGCGGCAGACAGCGGUGGUGGUCAUGGCCCACGUGGACCGCCUGGCCACCCCCUGCAUGCCCCCUCUCUGCAGCUCCCCGACCUCCCACAAGGGGUCGCUGCAGGAGGUCAUCGGCUGGGGGCUCAUAGGCUGGAAGUACUAUGCCAACGUGAUCGGCCCGAUCCAGUGUGAGGGCCUGGCCAACCUCGGGGUCACGCAGAUCGCCUGUGCAGAGAAGCGCUUCCUGAUCCUGUCACGCAACGGCCGCGUCUACACGCAGGCCUACAACAGCGACACGCUGGCCCCACAGCUGGUGCAGGGUCUCGCCUCCAGGAACAUUGUGAAAAUUGCCGCCCACUCCGACGGUCACCACUACCUGGCCUUGGCAGCGACCGGGGAGGUGUACUCCUGGGGCUGCGGGGACGGCGGCCGGCUGGGCCACGGGGACACUGUGCCUCUGGAGGAGCCCAAGGUCAUCUCCGCCUUCUCCGGGAAGCAGGCCGGGAAGCACGUGGUGCACAUCGCCUGCGGGAGCACGUACAGCGCGGCCAUCACCGCCGAGGGCGAGCUGUACACCUGGGGCCGCGGGAACUACGGCCGGCUGGGCCACGGCUCCAGUGAGGACGAGGCCAUUCCGAUGCUGGUGGCUGGACUGAAGGGGCUGAAGGUCAUCGACGUGGCAUGCGGGAGUGGGGACGCCCAGACCCUGGCUGUGACCGACAACGGGCAGGUGUGGUCCUGGGGAGACGGUGACUACGGGAAGCUGGGCAGAGGUGGCAGCGAUGGCUGCAAAACCCCAAAGCUGAUUGAGAAGCUGCAAGACCUAGAUGUCGUCAAAGUUCGCUGCGGAAGUCAGUUCUCCAUCGCCCUGACCAAGGACGGCCAAGUGUAUUCGUGGGGCAAGGGUGACAACCAGAGACUUGGCCAUGGCACUGAGGAACACGUGCGCUAUCCCAAACUCCUGGAAGGCUUGCAAGGGAAGAAGGUGAUUGAUGUGGCCGCGGGCUCUACCCACUGCCUGGCCUUGACCGAGGAUAGCGAGGUUCACAGCUGGGGGAGCAACGACCAGUGCCAGCACUUUGACACCCUGCGUGUGACCAAGCCGGAACCUGCUGCCCUGCCGGGCCUGGACACCAAGCACAUAGUUGGAAUAGCCUGUGGGCCUGCCCAGAGCUUCGCGUGGUCCUCUUGCUCCGAGUGGUCCAUCGGCCUGCGUGUCCCCUUCGUGGUGGAUAUCUGUGCAAUGACGUUUGAGCAGCUGGACCUCCUGCUGCGGCAAGUGAGUGAGGGCAUGGACGGCACCGCAGACUGGCCCCCUCCUCAGGAGAAGGAGUGCAUGGCGGUGGCGACGCUGAACCUCCUGCGACUCCAGCUGCACGCUGCCAUUAGUCACCAGGUCGACCCGGAAUUGCUUGGUCUGGGUCUGGGCAGCACCCUCCUGAACAGCCUGAAGCAGACCGUGGUCACCCUGGCCAGCAGCGCCGGCGUGCUGAGCACCGUGCAGGCGGCCGCUCAGGCCGUGCUACAGAGCGGCUGGUCGGUGCUGCUGCCCACCGCUGAGGAGCGGGCCCGGGCGCUCUCUGCCCUUCUGCCCUGCGCAGUUUCAGGCAAUGAAGUCAACGUGAGUCCCGGCCGUCGGUUCAUGAUUGAUCUCCUGGUGGGCAGCUUGAUGGCUGACGGAGGGCUGGAGUCGGCCUUGAACGCGGCCAUUACUGCGGAGAUCCAGGACAUUGAAGCUAAAAAAGAAGCACAGAAGGAGAAAGAGAUCGACGAGCAGGAAGCGAGUGCCUCAACUUUCCACAGAAGCCGGACUCCCCUGGACAAAGACCUCAUCAACACGGGCAUCUGCGAGUCCGCUGGCCGGCAGUGUCUGCCGCUCGUGCAGCUCGUCCAGCAGCUCCUCAGAAACAUCGCGUCUCAGACGGUCGCCAGGUUGAAGGAUGUGGCCCGCCGGAUUUCCUCGUGCCUGGACUUGGAGCAGCACAGCCGCGAGCGAUCCGCCUCGCUGGACCUGCUGCUGCGGUUUCAGCGGCUGCUGAUCAGUAAGCUGUACCCAGGAGACAACAGCGCCCAGAAUGCGGAUGCUUCCAGUCCGGAGCUGAUGGGCGUCGGGUCCCUGCUGAAGAAGUACACAGCCCUUCUGUGCACGCACAUCGGCGACAUCCUGCCCGUGGCAGCGAGCAUCGCGUCCAGCAGCUGGCGCCAUUUCGCAGAGGUGGCCUGCAUCGUGGAAGGGGACUUCACUGGCGUCCUCCUCCCAGAACUGGUGGUCUCUAUUGUGCUUCUGCUCAGCAAGAACGCUGCUCUCAUGCAAGAGGCGGGGGCCGUGCCUCUGCUGGGCGGCCUGCUGGAUCACCUGGACCGGUUCAACCACCUGGCACCGGGGAAGGAGCGGGAUGACCACGAGGAGCUGGCCUGGCCCGGCAUCCUGGAGUCAUUUUUUACAGGUCAGAACUGUAGAAAUAACGAGGAAGUGACGCUUAUCCGCAAAGCCGACCUGGAGAACCACAACAAGGAUGGGGGCUUCUGGACCGUGAUCGACGGGAGAGUGUACGACAUAAAGGACUUCCAGACACAGUCGCUGACGGGGAGCAGCAUCCUCGCUCAGUUUGCAGGAGAGGACCCGGUGGUGGUUUUGGAAGCUGCUCUGCAGUUUGAAGACACGCGGGAGUCGAUGCACGCCUUCUGUGUUGGCCAGUAUUUGGAGCCUGACCAAGAAGUCGUUACCGUGCCUGACCUGGGAAGCCUGUCUUCGCCUCUGAUAGACACGGAGCGGAACCUGGGCCUGCUGCUCGGGCUGCACGCGUCCUACCUGGCAGUGGGCACGCCGCUGUCCCCCGUGGAGGUGGAGUGCGCCAAGUGGCUGCACUCCUCCCUCUGCUCCGGGGGCCUGCAGACCAGCCAGAUCCACUACAGCUACAACGAGGAGAAGGACGAGGACCACUGCAGCUCCCCCGGGGGCACGCCUGCCAGCAAGUCCCGACUCUGCCCCCAUAGACGCGCCCUGGGCGACCACUCCCAGGCCUUCCUGCAGGCCAUCGCUGACAACAACACCCAGGAUCACAACGUGAAGGACUUCCUGUGUCAGAUUGAGAGGUACUGUAGGCAGUGCCACCUGACCACCCCGAUCACGUUUCCUCCAGAGCACCCCGUGGAGGAGGUCGGCCGCUUGCUCUUAUGUUGCCUCUUGAAGCACGAAGAUUUGGGCCACGUGGCGCUGUCUUUAGUGCACGCGGGCACGCUUGGUGUCGAGCAAGGGAAGCACAGGACGUUGCCCAAGUCUGUGGUGGAUGUCUGCAGAGUGGUCUACCAAGCCAAGUGCUCCCUCAUUAAGACUCACCAGGAACAGGGCCGUUCGUACAAGGAGGUCUGCGCGCCUGUCAUCGAGCGCUUGCGGUUCCUCUUCAACGAGCUGAGACCUGCCGUUUGCAGUGACCUCUCUGUCAUGUCCAAAUUGAAGCUCUUAAGUUCUUUGCCUCGUUGGAGGAGGGUAACUCAGAAGAUCAUUCGAGAACGAAGGAAAAAGAGAGUUCCUAAGAAGCCGGAAUCCACUGAGAGUGAAGAAAAAAUUGGGAACGAGGAGAGUGACUUAGAGGAAGCCUGCAUCCUGCCUCCUAGUCCGAUGAGCGCCGAGAAGAGACCCAUCACAGUCAGAUCCCCCAAGGAUAAGUGGCAGCCUCUGCUGAGUGCGGUCCCGGGGGUUCACAAGUACAAGUGGCUGAAGCAGAACGUGCAGGGCCUGUACCCGCAGUCCGUACUCCUCAGCACAGUCGUGGAGUUCGCCCUUAAGGAAGAGCCCGUGGACGUGGAGAAAAUGAGGAAGUGUCUCCUGAAACAGCUGGAGAGAGCUGAGGUGCGCCUGGAAGGGAUAGAUGCGAUUCUGAAGCUGGCCGCCAAGAGCUCGCUCCUGCCCUCUGUGCAGUACGCUAUGUUUUGUGGGUGGCAGAGACUGAUUCCCGAGGGAGUCGACCUGGGGGAACCCCUUACGGAUUGUCUAAAGGACGUGGAUCUGAUCCCACCUUUUAACCGGAUGCUGCUGGAAGUGACCUUUGGCAAGCUGUACGCGUGGGCGGUUCAGAAUAUUCGGAGUGUUUUGAUGGAUGCAAACACCAGAUUUAAAGAGCUUGGUGUCCAGCCCGUCCCCCUGCAGACCAUCACCAACGAGAACCCGGCAGGCCCAAGCCUAGGGACCAUCCCACAAGCGCGCUUCCUGCUGGCGAUGCUCAGCAUGCUCACGCUGCAGCACGGAGCCAACAGCCUCGACCUCCUGCUCAACUCGGGCACGCUGGCCCUCACGCAGACGGCGCUGCGGCUCAUCGGUCCUAGUUGUGACAACCUCGAGGAGGACAUGAAUGCUUCUGCCCGGGGAGCUUCUGCUACGGUUCUGGAGGAGACAAGGAAAGAGACGACCCCCGUGCAGCUCCCUGUCUCAGGGCCCGAAUUGGCCGCCAUGAUGAAGAUCGGGACCAGGGUCAUGAGAGGUGUGGACUGGAAGUGGGGCGACCAGGACGGUCCUCCCCCUGGCCUCGGCCGCGUGAUUGGCGAGCUGGGUGAGGACGGCUGGAUCCGGGUGCAGUGGGACACGGGCAGCACCAACUCCUACCGCAUGGGCAAGGAGGGCAAGUACGACCUGAAGCUGGUGGAGCUGCCAGCCCCCACACAGCCGCCGGCCGAGGACUCGGACACGGAGGACGACUCAGAGGCCGAGCUGAGCGAGCGGAACCUGCACCCCACGGCGGUGGUGCUCGCCAGCACCGUGAACCUGCUGCAGACUCUGUGCCUGUCUGCUGGGGUCCACGCCGAGCUCAUGCAGAGCGAAGCCACCAAGACCCUGUGUGGACUGCUGCGGACGCUGGUGGAGAGCGGCACGGCGGGCAAGCCCUCCUCUCCGCACCGCCUGGUGUGCCGGGAGCAGCACCGGAGCUGGUGCACGCUGGGCUUCGUGCGGAGCAUCGCACUCACGCCACAGCUGUGCGGCGCCCUCAGCUCCCCACGUUGGAUCGCGCUGCUCAUGAAGGUCGUGGAAGGGCACGCGCCCUUCACCGCAGCCUCGCUGCAGAGGCAGAUCUUGGCCGUGCAUUUGCUGCAGGCUGUCCUCCCCUCGUGGGACAAGACUGAACGGGCCAGCGACAUGAAGUGCCUCGUGGAGAAGCUGUUCGGCUUCCUGGGCAGCCUGCUCACCACCUGCUCCUCGGACGUCCCGUUGCUCAGAGAGUCCACACCCAGGCGACGGAGGGCCCGCCCGCAGGCCUCCCUGACGGCCACCCACAGCAGCACCCUGGCCGAGGAGGUGGUGGCGCUGCUGCGCGCGCUGCACUGCCUGCCCCAGUGGAACGGGCUUGUCAACAAGCACAUCAACUCCCAGCUGCGCUCCGUGGCCCAGAGCUGCACCGGGAAGCUGGCGGAAGGGGCCCAGCUGGAGGACUACUGUCCGGACUCGGAGAACCUCGAGGUGGGAGGCCUCAUGGCCGCGCUGGCGGUGAUCGGAGGGAUCGACGGCCGCCUGCGCCUGGGCGGCCACGUCGUGCACGAGGAGUUUGGCGAGGGCACCGUGACACGCAUCACCCCGAAGGGCCGGAUCACCGUGCAGUUCUCAGACACACGGGCCUGCCGCGUGUGCCCUCUGAGCCAGCUGAGGCCGCUCCCCGCCGUGCCGUUCAGUGUGGCCAACCUGCCCUUCACGGAGCCCAUGCUGUCGGUCUGGGCUCAGCUGGUGCACCUCGCCGGAAGCAAGCUGGAGAAGCACAAAGUGAAGAUGUUGCCUAAGCCGGCCUUCGCAGGACACGUGGACCUGGACCUGCUGCGGCACCAGCAGCUGAAGCUCUACAUCCUGAAGGCUGGCCGAGCGCUGCUGCCCCACCAGGACAGGCUGCGGCAGAUCCUGUCGCAGCCCGCGGUCCAGGAGGCCGGAGCUGCUCACGCAGAUGAGGGAGCAGCCGCAUCCCCUGACCUCGGGGACAUGUCUCCGGAAGGACCGCAGCCCCCGAUGCUCCUCCUCCAGCAGCUGCUGGCCUCGGCCACCCAGCCGUCCCCCGUGAAGGCCAUCUUUGACAAGCAGGAGCUGGAGGCUGCCGCGCUGGCCGUGUGCCAGUGUCUGGCCGUCGAGUCCACCCACCCGUCGAGCCCGGGUUUCGAGGACUGCAGCUCCAGCGAGGCCACCACGCCCGUGGCCGUGCAGCACGUCCGCCCCGCCCGGGUGAAGCGGCGCCGGCAGUCGCCCGUGCCCGCCCUGCCCAUCGUGGCGCAGCUCAUGGAGAUGGGCUUUCCCAGGAGGAACAUCGAGUUCGCGUUGAAGUCACUCUCUGGGGCCUCCAGGAACGCGUCCGGCCUGCCCGGGGUGGAGGCGCUGGUCGGCUGGCUGCUGGACCACUCCGACGUCCAGGUCACGGAGCUCUCGGAUGCAGACACGGUGUCUGACGAGUACUCGGACGAGGAGGCAGUGGAGGACGUGGACGACGCAGCCUACCCUGUGUCACAGCCCGCCGGUGCUGUUGUGACGGAGAGCCAGACGUACAAGAAGCGAGCCGACUUCCUGAGCAACGAUGACUACGCGGUGUACGUGCGAGAGAACACCCAGGUGGGCAUGAUGGUGCGCUGCUGCCGCACCUACGAGGAGGCUUUCAGUGCCAACGGGAAGGACAUCAUCGUCGACUUCCCCCAGCAGUCCCACUGGACCGGGCUGCUCUCCGAGAUGGAGCUGGUGCCUAGCAUUCAUCCUGGCGUCACGUGCGAUGGCUGUCAGAUGUUCCCCAUCAACGGGUCCAGAUUCAAAUGCAGAAGCUGCGACGACUUCGAUUUCUGUGAGGCGUGUUUCAAGACCAAAAAGCACAAUGCCAGGCACACCUUUGGCAGAAUCAACGAGCCAGGGCAGUCGGCCGCGUCGUGCGGCCGUGCUGGGAAGCAGCUGAAGCGCUGCCGAGGCAGCCAGCCGGGGAUGCUGUUGGACAGCUGGUCCCGCAUGGUGAAGAGCCUGACCGUGUCGUCCUCCGUGAACCAGGCGUCGCGCCUCAUCGACGGCAGCGAGCCCUGCUGGCAGUCCUCUGGCUCGCAGGGCAAGCACUGGAUCCGCUUGGAGCUCUUCCCAGAUGUGCUCGUUCAUAGACUGAAGAUGACGGUGGACCCUGCAGACAGCAGCUACAUGCCCUCCCUGGUGGUGGUGUCAGGUGGGAACUCCCUAAAUAACCUGAUUGAGCUGAAGACCAUCAACAUUAACCCCACCGACACCACGGUGCCCUUGCUGAGUGACUGUGCGGAGUACCACAGGUACGUGGAGAUCGCGAUCAAGCAGUGCCGGAGCUCGGGCAUCGACUGCAAGAUCCACGGGCUCAUCCUGCUGGGGCGGAUCCGCGCGGAGGAGGAGGAUCUGGCCGCGGUCCCCUUCCUGGCUUCGGAUAACGAAGAGGAGGAUGACGACAAAGGCAGCAGCGGGAGCCUGAUGAGAAAGAAGGCUGCGGGGCUGGAGUCGGCAGCUACCAUAAGAACCAAAGUGUUCGUGUGGGGACUGAACGACAAGGACCAGCUCGGCGGGCUGAAGGGCUCCAAGAUAAAGGUCCCUUCAUUUUCUGAGACUCUGUCUGCUUUGAAUGUGGUCCAGGUGGCUGGUGGUUCUAAAAGUCUGUUUGCAGUGACCGUGGAAGGGAAGGUGUACGCCUGUGGGGAGGCCACCAACGGCAGGCUGGGGCUGGGCCUGUCCAGCGGGACGGUGCCCCUCCCACGGCAAGUCACGGCGCUCAGCAGCUACGUGGUCAAGAAGGUGGCCGUCCACUCAGGUGGCCGGCACGCCACGGCUCUGACUGUCGACGGCAAAGUGUUUUCGUGGGGUGAAGGUGACGAUGGAAAACUCGGACACUUCAGCAGAAUGAACUGCGACAAGCCGCGGCUGAUCGAGGCCCUGAAGACCAAGCGUAUCCGGGACAUUGCCUGCGGGAGCUCGCACAGCGCUGCCCUCACGUCCAGCGGUGAGCUGUACACCUGGGGCCUCGGGGAGUACGGCCGGCUGGGCCACGGCGACACUACCACCCAGCUGAAGCCCAAAAUGGUGAAGGUCCUCCUCGGCCACCGCGUGGUCCAGGUCGCGUGUGGAAGCAGAGACGCCCAGACCCUGGCGCUGACUGACGAAGGUUUGGUGUUUUCCUGGGGUGACGGUGACUUCGGAAAGCUGGGCCGGGGAGGAAGCGAAGGCUGUAACAUCCCCCAGAACAUCGAGAGGCUGAACGGGCAGGGGGUGUGCCAGAUCGAGUGCGGGGCUCAGUUCUCCCUGGCACUCACCAAGUCGGGCGUGGUGUGGACGUGGGGCAAGGGGGACUACUUCCGGCUGGGCCACGGCUCUGAUGUGCACGUGCGGAAGCCACAAGUGGUGGAGGGGCUGAGAGGCAAGAAGAUCGUGCACGUGGCCGUUGGGGCCCUGCACUGCCUGGCGGUCACGGACUCAGGCCAGGUGUACGCCUGGGGUGACAACGACCAUGGGCAACAGGGCAACGGCACAACCACGGUCAACAGGAAGCCCACGCUUGUGCAGGGCCUGGAGGGCCAGAAGAUCACACGUGUGGCCUGUGGGUCAUCGCACAGUGUGGCCUGGACCACCGUCGAUGUGGCCACGCCCUCUGUCCAUGAGCCCGUCCUCUUCCAGACUGCCAGAGACCCCUUAGGUGCUUCCUAUUUAGGCGUACCUUCAGAUGCCGAGUCUUCUGCUGCCAAUAAUAAAAUUAGUGGUGCAAAUAACGCAAAGCCGAAUCGCCCUUCUCUUGCCAAGAUCCUCCUGUCCUUGGAUGGGAACCUGGCCAAACAGCAGGCCCUGUCACAUAUCCUGACAGCGCUGCAGAUCACAUACGCCAGAGACGCGGUCGUUGGGGCCCUGAUGCCAGCCAGCAUGAUGGCCCCGGUGGAGUGCCCCUCGCUGUCCUCCUCGGCACCCGCUUCCGACGCGUCUGCCAUGGCCAGUCCCGUGAGUGCAGAGGAGUGCGUGCUGGCCGGGGACAGUGAAGACAGGCUGAGCCCUAAUCCGUGGCAGGAGAAGAGAGAGGUCGUCUCUCCCGAGGACGCCGUGACCCCGUCUGCCCCCUCGGCUUCCUCGCGGCCAUUUAUCCCAGUGACCGAUGACCCCGGAGCGGCCAGCAUCAUCGCGGAGACCAUGACCAAGGCUAGCGAGGAUGUUGAAAGCCAAAGCAAAGCAUCAGGCCCAGAGCCCCAGUCCCUGGACGAGUUCACCAGCCUGCUGGUGGCAGACGACACCCGUGUGCUGGUGGACCUACUCAAGCUGUCCGUGUGCAGCCGGGCGGGCGACCGGGGCAAGGAGGUGCUCUCGGCCGUGCUGUCCGGCAUGGGCACCGCCUACCCGCAGGUGGCGGACAUGCUAUUGGAGCUCUGUGUCACCGAGCUGGAGGACGUGGCCACAGACUCGCAGAGCGGCCGCCUGUCGUCACAGCCCGUGGUGGUGGAGAGCAGCCACCCCUACACCGACGACACUUCCACCAGCGGCACUGUGAAGAUCCCAGGUGCGGAAGGGCUCCGGGUGGAGUUUGACCGACAGUGCUCCACGGAGAGACGCCACGACCCUCUCACCGUCAUGGACGGCGUCAACAGGAUCGUCUCGGUGCGGUCAGGCCGGGAGUGGUCCGACUGGUCCAGCGAGCUCCGCAUCCCGGGGGAUGAGCUGAAGUGGAGGUUCAUCAGCGACGGCUCCGUGAACGGGUGGGGCUGGCGCUUCACGGUCUACCCCAUCAUGCCAGCUGCAGGCCCUAAAGACCUGCUUUCCGAUCGCUGUGUCCUGUCCUGCCCGUCCAUGGACUUGGUGACGUGUCUGUUAGACUUCCGGCUCAACCUCACCUCCAACAGAAGCAUCGUCCCUCGCCUGGCGGCCUCGCUGGCGGCCUGCGCGCAGUUGAGUGCCUUAGCCGCCAGCCACAGGAUGUGGGCCCUUCAGAGACUACGGAAGCUGCUGACCACCGAGUUCGGGCAGUCCAUCAACAUAAACAGGCUGCUCGGAGACAGCGAAGGGGAGGCCCGGGCUCUGAGCUUCUCGGGCAGCGCCCUUGCGGCCCUGGUGAAAGGCCUCCCUGAGGCACUGCAGAGGCAGUUUGAGUAUGAAGACCCCAUCGUGAGAGGCGGCAAGCAGCUGCUGCACAGCCCGUUCUUUAAGGUCUUGGUAGCUCUCGCCUGUGACCUAGAACUGGACACCCUCCCUUGCUGUGCAGAGACGCACAAGUGGGCUUGGUUCCGACGGUACUGCAUGGCCUCCCGUGUGGCGGUGGCCCUGGACAAAAGGACGCCGCUGCCCCGUCUGUUCCUUGAUGAGGUGGCGAAGAAAAUCCGCGAGCUGAUGGCUGACGGCGAGCCCCUGGAUGUGCUCCACGAGAGCCACGGUGUUUUCAGGACGGAGCAGGACGAGCAGCUGGUGCAGUGGAUGCACAGGCGACCCGACGACUGGACUCUGUCAGCUGGCGGCAGUGGAACCAUCUACGGGUGGGGACACAACCACAGGGGGCAACUCGGGGGCAUCGAAGGUGCGAAAGUCAAAGUCCCCACUCCGUGUGAAGCCCUCGCCGCGCUCAGACCGGUGCAGCUGAUUGGAGGAGAGCAGACCCUGUUUGCCGUGACGGCAGACGGCAAGCUCUACGCCACGGGGUACGGCGCAGGCGGCAGGCUGGGGAUCGGAGGGACCGAGUCCGUGUCCACGCCGACGUUACUGGAGUCCAUCCAGCACGUGUUUAUUAAGAAAGUGGCCGUGAAUUCGGGAGGAAAGCACUGCCUGGCUCUCUCUUCUGAAGGCGAGGUGUACUCGUGGGGUGAGGCGGAAGACGGGAAGCUGGGCCACGGCAGCAGAAGUCCGUGUGACCGCCCUCGUGUCAUCGAGUCCCUGAGAGGAAUCGAAGUGGUUGACGUGGCUGCUGGAGGAGCCCACAGCGCCUGCGUCACGGCGGCGGGGGACCUCUACACGUGGGGCAAGGGCCGCUACGGCCGCCUGGGGCACAGCGACAGCGAGGACCAGCUGAAGCCGAAGCUGGUGGAGGCGCUGCAGGGCCACCGUGUGGUUGGCAUUGCUUGUGGCAGUGGCGAUGCCCAGACCCUCUGCCUCACCGACGAUGACACCGUCUGGUCCUGGGGGGACGGAGACUACGGCAAGCUCGGCAGAGGAGGCAGCGACGGCUGUAAAGUGCCCAUGAAGAUCGACUCCCUCACGGGCCUGGGCGUGGUCAGAGUGGAGUGCGGGUCCCAGUUCUCCGUCGCCCUCACCAAGGCCGGAGCCGUCUAUACCUGGGGCAAGGGCGAUUACCACCGGCUGGGCCACGGAUCCGACGACCACGUGCGGAGGCCACGGCAGGUCCAGGGGCUGCAGGGAAAGAAGGCCAUCGCCAUCGCCACGGGCUCCCUGCACUGCGUGUGCUGCACCGAGGACGGCGAGGUUUACACGUGGGGAGACAAUGACGAGGGACAGCUGGGAGAUGGAACCACAAACGCCAUCCAGAGGCCGCGGUUGGUAGCUGCCCUGCAGGGUAAGAAGGUCAACCGUGUGGCCUGCGGCUCCGCACACACCCUCGCCUGGUCGACCAGUAAGCCUGCCAGCGCUGGCAAGCUCCCUGCUCAGGUCCCCAUGGAGUACAACCACCUGCAGGAGCUGCCCGUCAUCGCGCUGCGGAACCGCCUGCUGCUGCUGCAUCAUGUCUCGGAGCUCUUCUGCCCCUGCAUCCCCAUGUUCGACCUGGAGGGUUCCCUGGACGAGACCGGUCUCGGGCCUUCGGUCGGCUUCGAUGCGCUACGUGGAAUUCUGAUCUCCCAGGGCAAGGAGGCGGCUUUCCGGAAAGUUGUGCAAGCGACGAUGGUGCGAGACCGCCAGCACGGCCCCGUCGUGGAGCUGUCAAGCGUUCCCGCAGCAAGGGCGGCCUGGCCGGCCCCGACGGCACCAAGUCAGUGUUCGGGCAGCUGUGUGCCAGGAUGAGCGCGUUCAGCCCCGACAGCCUCCUCCUUCCUCACCGCGUCUGGAAGGUCAAGUUCGUGGGCGAGUCCGUGGAUGACUGCGGGGGCGGCUACAGCGAGUCCAUCGCCGAGAUCUGCGAGGAGCUGCAGAACGGGCUCACCCCCCUUCUGAUCGUCACGCCCAACGGCAGGGAUGAGUCCGGGGCCAACCGGGACUGCUUCCUGCUCAGCCCGGCGGCCAGGGCGCCUGUGCACUGCAGCAUGUUCCGCUUCCUGGGUGUGUUGCUGGGCAUCGCCAUCCGGACUGGGAGCCCCCUGAGCCUCAGCCUCGCAGAGCCCGUGUGGAAACAGCUGGCUGGGAUGAGCCUCACCAUCGCAGACCUCAGCGAGGUUGAUAAAGACUUCAUCCCUGGGCUCAUGUACAUCCGCGACAAUGAGGCGACCUCAGAGGAGUUCGAGGCCAUGAGCCUGCCCUUCGCGGUGCCGAGUGCUGGCGGCCAGGACGUCCAGCUGAGUUCCAAGUACACGCACAUCACCCUGGACAGCCGUGCCGAGUAUGUCCGGCUGGCCAUCAACUACAGGCUCCACGAGUUCGAUGAGCAGGUGGCUGCUGUUCGGGAAGGGAUGGCCCGCGUCGUGCCCGUCCCCCUCCUUUCCCUGUUCACCGGAUACGAGCUGGAGACGAUGGUGUGCGGCAGCCCGGACAUCCCGCUGCACCUGCUGAAGUCGGUGGCCACGUACAAAGGGAUCGAGCCCUCUGCCCCCCUGAUCCAGUGGUUCUGGGAGGUGAUGGAGUGCUUCUCCAACACCGAGCGCUCCCUCUUCCUUCGCUUCGUGUGGGGCCGGACGCGGCUGCCCCGGACCAUCGCCGACUUCCGGGGCCGAGACUUCGUCAUCCAGGUGCUGGACAAAUACAGCCCGCCCGACCACUUCCUCCCUGAGUCCUACACCUGCUUCUUCUUGCUGAAGCUGCCCAGGUACUCGUGCCGGCAGGUGCUGGAGGAGAAGCUCAAGUACGCCAUCCACUUCUGCAAGUCCAUCGACACGGACGACUACGCCCGCAUCGCCCUCACCGGGGAGCCGGCCGCUGGCGACAGCAGCGACGACUCGGACAACGAGGACGCCGACUCGUUUGCUUCCGACUCUACGCAAGACUACCUGACCGGACACUGAGGUGCACAGGUGCCCCGCGGAGCAGAGCGGGGCGAGGGCUGCUGCCAGACGGCUGGAGGCCCUGGUGUCGCCUAGGACCGUGUGCGAGGAGCAUGGCGGGCGCCGCGCCUGCCCGUCAGACCCGCUGGGCAUAGCAGCAGGGAGCCAGCUGCACACGCAGGACGCCUGGCUGUCCCUGAGACCGAGGUCAUCUCACUUUGUGAUGCCGCGUCGCCUGCGGCCUCUGCGUGUGCCCUGCGUGUAGGUGUGGGCGGCCGAGCCGGGAGGCAGCACCCCGAGCCACACAAAGCCCGGCCUGCGGGUGCCCUGGGUUUCUGCCUGCCUCUCCCUUCAGGUGCCGUGCGUCGUCCUGACUGUACAUUGGAAAUACUGUGUAACGCUGAGACCGUAUUAUAAAUAUUUCAAUUAAUUUUACUGAAUUUGUUUAUUAAAAGAUUUUUGAACAUGAA
Tupaia belangeri chinensis (Chinese tree shrew) is the source of this 15098-nucleotide messenger RNA. It is a transcript of the gene HERC2, whose product is annotated as HECT and RLD domain containing E3 ubiquitin protein ligase 2. NCBI's taxonomy places the organism in Eukaryota, Metazoa, Chordata, Mammalia, Scandentia, Tupaiidae. Gene Ontology annotation, biological process: protein ubiquitination. The record is from RefSeq and is a predicted model, not a curated record. Gene Ontology annotation, molecular function: ubiquitin-protein transferase activity; zinc ion binding.